Messenger RNA from Ostreococcus tauri, 2598 nucleotides. Its product is annotated as Methyltransferase small domain. The transcript is spliced from 2 exons. Gene Ontology annotation, molecular function: S-adenosylmethionine-dependent methyltransferase activity. The record is from RefSeq and is a predicted model, not a curated record. Bases 1 to 2598 code for a protein of 865 amino acids. Lineage: Eukaryota; Viridiplantae; Chlorophyta; Mamiellophyceae; Mamiellales; Bathycoccaceae.
AUGCCCCGAAAACGCCCCAAGGCGUCGACGUUGAUCAGCGACGACGCGUACGCACGGGCGUUGCUCAAGAAGCUCCGUCUCGCGCGCGUCGUCGUGCUCGACGUCGAGCAAAAGUUGGCGGCUGGCGGCGAGAAAAAUCAGAAAAACGAUGACGACGCGCGACUGAAGCGCGCUUUAGGGCAAAGAGCGAACGCUUUGGAGAAACUCAAGUCACUGGGUAUCGAUGAAACAGACGCGCGGGUGACACAGGCGGAAGCGGACGCGGUGGACGCGCUGCAAAGAGAGAUUGUCAAAAAGCGCGCGCGGGACGCCGAGCGGGACGCCGAGCAAAGAGCUCGAGAGGAUGCGAAAAUGAAGCGCGGGAAGAAGGGAAACGGGAAUGCCGACGGUGUCUGGGCGUUACACAAAGCGGUGAAAGUCGGAGAAUUGGACGGUGUGCGAGCGGGCCUAGAGCGCGCAAUCGCGGAUGCGUCGCAGGUGGAUCCCCGGGCGUGCGGCGCCGGGAUGUGGGCGUGCGCCAAGCUCGCGACGCGAUUAGACGAGAGUGGGAAGGAGUCGGACGUCGAUUUCGUGAAGUUGACGGCGAGAGCGAUGCAGGCGUUGAUGCGAAGGAUGGUGGAGUUUGAGUCGGGAAUCGUGGACGCGCGCGGCGCGAGCGGGACGCUUUGGGCCGCGGCGACGUGCGGACGCACGCGUUGCGGGAACGAGUUGGACGACGUCGCGACGCGCCGUGCGGUGAACGACGCGGCGACGCGUUUGACGUCGUACGCGAGUAAGGCGAACGGGCAAGAUGCGGCGAACGCGUUGUGGGGAGCGGCAAAGUUGAGGAAGACGUUGGACGAGACGUGCGCCACCACGCUCGCAAACGCGCUCGCGGAGAGCGCGGAUGCGAAGAUGGAGGAAAUAUCAAUAGCGCUUUGGGCGUUCGGCACGUUCGCCGGCGAUGGAUGGAAAGCAGCGGUGUCGGCGUCGGUUCCGUUGGUGCGUCGCGCUAAAGAUAUGGCGAAGAAUCGACCAAAAGAUUGGAGCGCGCAAGCCAUCGCGAACGCCGCGUGGGCAUGUGGGAAACUCGCGACGAGCGAUCCGAAUCACAAUCUGAGCGACGCUAAGUCACUCGUUGGGGCGCUGUUAAAGAUAGCAAAGGACACGAAAAAUCUGUCCGCGCAAGGGUUCGCGCACGUCCUCCAGGCGGCGGGGGCGGUGGUCCUCGACGAUAGGCUUCUCCCGGAUUGCGCGAAAUUCACAUACGAAGGCUUGCGUUCUCGAUCUGCACAGAUCACGGGCGCGGAUUUAGCCUGCGUCUCGGAGACCACCGAGAUUUUGAGACUUCACACGAGUAUAUCGCACGGCGAAAAGUUACUCGCCGAGAUCAAGGGUGCGAUCGAGCGCGGGUUAAACGCGUUCGAUUGGCAGACUAUUGGACGAUUGGACGUCAUCGUCGACGGCAUCUUCGGCACCUCCGUCGCGUCGGCUAUGCACGAGGCACUUCGUAAACGCGGUCUCGCGGCGUGCGACGAAGUGAACGCGAGCAGAAUGGACACCGAGCGCGGAAGCGCGGACGCUUUGCUGGCGCAAUCGAUCGCGGCGCCAGUGGCCGAGGCAUCAUCGGCCGCGCUCGUUGUCGACGACGGCCAUCGCCUCGUGACGAAACGACUUCGACGGAUCGGGUGGAGCGUCACCAAUUGGCAACGAUUUAGCCGUGGCGAGCAUUCGAAGGGGACGUGUUGGCCGGAACUUCCACCUAACGGUGAUUUCUUUGCGGCGGCAGUCGUUCGGUUGCCGCCUACCAAGGCGUCUCUCGCCAUGGUUUUACACGCAGUCGCAGCAAGCGUUCGUUUCGGUGCGCCAGUUUGGAUUCACGGCGCCGUCACGGAAGGUUUGCGCGCUGUCAUCCCUGAUUUACCCACGGGGUUGUUUGAGCGUGCGAGACUUACGAUGCGCGAUGUCGAACACGGCGUGGUGCUCUGCCAUCGAUCAAGCACGCAGCCGGAUAAAAAGGGUAAGGAAUUGAAGAAAUGGCGAGAGAAGCAGACUCUCGAUCUCAGUGAUGUGGUCGGAAAAACGAGCGCCGUUUCGUGGAUCUCCUAUCCCGGUCUCUUCGCCGGGGGCGGUCUGGACGUGAUGACGGAUCUCUUGCUCCGUCGCGUGCUCCCGACGCUGAACAAAAAGUCCAAGCUCAGGGUCCUUGAUUACUGCUCCGGCAACGGCGUCAUCGCCUCCGCCGUUCGUCUCGUCGCGAAAAAGUCCAAGCUCACGCUCCUGGAUGCCGACGCGCUCGCGCUCGAAGCCGCCAAGAAAAACCUUGACAGCGACGCCGAUUUCGUCCUCUCCGACGGCUGGACUUCGCUUCCGAGCGACAAAAACUCCUCGUUUGAUCUCAUUUUGAGCAACCCGCCGGUACACCUCGGCUUACAGGUUGAUUUCUUGACGCUUCGUGACUUUCUCUCUGGGGCUGGCGCGCGCCUCGCGCCCGACGGAGUUGCCUACUUCGUCGCCCAACGCUACGUCCCCUGCGCCGCGCUCGCGGGCGACGACGUCCAAAUUUCUCUCGACUUUAAAGAUUCCCGUUUUGCCGUCUGGAGAUGCACCAGACGCUAG